Molecule: messenger RNA, 1066 nt
Organism: Pseudoliparis swirei
Lineage: Eukaryota; Metazoa; Chordata; Actinopteri; Perciformes; Liparidae
Product: claudin-4-like
Exons: 1
Coding region: 1-633 (210 amino acids)
Biological process (GO): cell adhesion; bicellular tight junction assembly
Cellular component (GO): plasma membrane; bicellular tight junction
Molecular function (GO): structural molecule activity
Source: RefSeq, a predicted model, not a curated record
AUGGUAUCUCUAGGGCUGCAGAUUCUGGGCGUGGCGCUGGCGGUGCUCGGAUGGAUUGGAAACAUACUCAUCUGUAUCCUGCCCCUGUGGAAGGUGUCUGCUUUCAUCGGGAACAACAUCGUGGUGGCUCAGACUAUCUGGGAAGGACUGUGGAUGUCCUGCGUGGUGCAGAGCACCGGGCAGAUGCAGUGCAAGGUCUACGACUCCCUGCUGGCCCUGCCCGCGGACCUCCAGGCGGCCCGGGCCAUGGUGGUCAUCGCCAUCCUGUUCUCGCUGUUCGGCCUGCUGCUGUCUGUGGUCGGGGGGAAGUGCACCACCUGCGUUGGGGACAAAGUAACCAAAGCCCGAGUGGCCAUCUCCGCCGGUGUUUUCUUCUUGCUGAGUGGGGCUCUGUGUCUGGUGACCGUGUCUCUGCCUGCCAACACCAUCAUAAAGGACUUCUACAACCCCCUGGUUCCUGACGCCCAGAGGAGGGAGCUGGGCGCAUGUUUGUACGUGGGCUGGGGAGCAUCGGGACUGCUGCUGAUCGGUGGAGCUCUUCUCUGCUGUCAGUGCCCGUCAGGAGGAGACCGCUAUAAUGGAGCAAAGUACUCCGCACCUAAAUCCACAACGCCCGGGAAGGAAUUUGUCUGAGUGGCUGCAUCACAUGAGAGGCAUCACAUGACCGGCAGCAUCUGACUUUACACACAGUCAAAACAUGUGGCUUAUGAAGUUGUGAUUUGCAUUUUUUUUUUCUUCUUACUAAUAAGUGUGAUUUUUAAAGAUAUGUGCCAUGUUACAACAAUGCAACAUUAGGUAAUUUCUUUUGACAUUGUUUUGAUACUAAUUCAAUAUCAAACUGAUGAUGUUUUCAUUGAUGUUAUUUUUAUGUAUUUGUUGUGGGAUUUAUUUGUAAUUUUGUUUUUCAUUACGAUCAUAAACAGAUUUCUUUUGCAAAACCUGGUGGAACAUGACAAAGUACAUUUUCUUAAGCGAUAUGGUUCAGUAAAAGUUUUCAGAGAGUUAUUUAAUGCUAAAUUCCAGAGAGAAAUGAUGCACUUUGUAUACCAUAUAGUUACAAGUUACU